Molecule: messenger RNA, 1476 nt
Organism: Bipolaris maydis ATCC 48331
Lineage: Eukaryota; Fungi; Ascomycota; Dothideomycetes; Pleosporales; Pleosporaceae
Product: mitochondrial carrier domain-containing protein
Biological process (GO): carnitine transmembrane transport; mitochondrial transport
Cellular component (GO): mitochondrial envelope
Molecular function (GO): O-acyl-L-carnitine transmembrane transporter activity
Source: RefSeq, a predicted model, not a curated record
AUACACACUCAGCAGCUUCCGCCAUUGUCGCCCACCCUCCCUCUCUGCCACCAACCUUUCCACGUUACACCGAUCGCGCGCACUCCUGCAACCCACUGAGCCUGACGACGCAGCGGUCUUCAUGGAGCUUGUCUGGCUGCUGGCCCGAUCGCGAUUGCCGUAGGAAGACAGCACUGUCUUCCACAGCUAGCGAUAGCCGGUAUGCCCACGCAGGAGGGGGAGAGGCCAAAUUUACAAAGAGGCGUUUCCAGUAGGCCCCGUGAUCUGACCGACGUCUCGAGAGCCGUCUUGCGCAGCGAGCAGGCAAAGCGAUGGACAAAGCGCUACAGGACUGAGGUCGCUGCGAGCUCCAGUAGCCUCCUGUCUACCUUUGCUGCUUAUCCUCUCGACUCUGUCAAAACCCGCCUGCAAGCAUACAAGUUCAACUCUUUCGCCGACUGCGUCCGCCAUACCUACAAAACCGAGGGUUUCCACGGUUUCUACCGUGGUGUUUGGUCUCCUCUCGCAAGUAUAACGCUUGUUCGCACAGUGUCCUUCUCCAUAUACCAGCGCUCCAAAUAUGCGCUUGACAACUGGAUUUACCAGACUACUGGGAGUUCGCCACUUGUAAUCGCGAAUACCAAAGAUGCAUGGCCCACAUUCUCGACAGUCACAUGUUUUGGGCUGGCGGGGGUGAAUGCGGGUGCAGCCAUCACAGUCAUUGCAUGUCCGUUCGAGCUGACAAAACUAAGCGCACAAAUUUCAGUGCUUAUGGCCGAGCGUAACGAUGGUGGCGGCAAGAACGAAGCGAUACGGAAGAGUUACCAGAAUUUAGGAACCUGGAAGACGGCACAAAAUCUGAUCAGGCAUCGGGGUUGGAGUGGCCUGUAUUCUGGCUUUCAUUUGCAUCUGCUUCGGGAUUCGAUCGGCACCGGCAUCUACUUCAUUACGUAUGAGAGUGUGAAACAGGUUUUGGCAAAAGCACGCGGGACAUCACCCACACAUCCGUUGGCAGUUGUAAUAGCUGGUGGUCUUUGUGGGCUGGUGAGUUGGGCAUGUAUAUUUCCCAUCGAUACAGCCAAGAGCAUCUAUCAGCGCAACUGCCUCGUUGGAGGAAAAGACAAGGCCACUCGUCCGAAGAUUCAGUUCUUCAACCGUCGGAUGUAUCGAGGCCUGGGUGUAUCGAUGUCUCGCUCCUGCAUUGUCAACGCAAUUUUCUUUACUGUAUUCGAGCUCACAAAGAAGCGCAUUAACAGUAUGACUUACGACGACGAGCUUCUGCGUGCCAACGGCGUUUGAAUGGGAAUCCCUUACUGUGCCGACACAGGGCAUCCAGUAGGCGCAUAACAUAUUUAGCUGGAAAUUGAUACACAGGAUAUUGUGUUUUGGAUAUCUUAUCAUGGGCACAUCAACCAAUCAAGUCAAAUUCAGAUAAACGCUGCAAGAUAUCAAUCCACGUAAAAACAGGACAUCUGGUGAUUCUACCAUCGCCUACUC